Molecule: messenger RNA, 317 nt
Organism: Staurois parvus
Lineage: Eukaryota; Metazoa; Chordata; Amphibia; Anura; Ranidae
Source: the annotation of a GenBank genome assembly
AUGAUUUUGCAUUUCCAGGGAGAGAACUGUAUGCAAACAAUACAGUUCUCUCCCCUGUCAGCUCCUGCACACUGCUUUGCAUGGCUCUGCAUAGCAGAGCCAUGCAAAGCAGUGUGCUUACAGUUGAAAGCACUAACACAGCCCAUAGUAAAACCGCUCACAGCAAACAGUUAACCCUUUGAUCACCCCACAUGUUAAUCACGUUUUGCCCAGUGCCAUUAGUACAGUGUUAGUGCUUUUUAUUAGUCAGUUCCCCCCAGUUUCAGAAUGCCUGCCGAAGUCCCGCUAUAACUCGCUGAUCGCCGCCAUUAUUAGCA